AUGGCAGCAGUCGGAGCUUACCUCAAUCACGUUUCCCGUGAAUCUUCAGACAUUAAACGCCUCGCCAAAUUUUACCAGGAGAUAUUUGGAUUUGAGCAAGUCGAGAGUCCUAAGUUGGCGUUUGAUGUGAUUUGGUUGAAAUUGGGUCCAUCUUUUUAUCUUCACCUGAUUGAAAGAGACCCAGAGACCAAGCUUCCAGAAGGUCCAUGGAGUGCCUCUUCGGCCGUGGCUGACCCCAAGGAUCUUCCUAGAGGUCAUCACAUCUGUUUCUCUGUCUCCAAUUUCGACUCUUUUGUUCAGACACUUAAGGAGAAGGGAAUUAAUGCACAUGAGACGACGCAACCAGAUGGGAAGACCAAGCAAGUAUUCUUUUUUGAUCCAGUUGGUAAUGGAUUAGAGGUUGCUGGCAGUGCUUCGGAACAGUGA
Ilex paraguariensis (yerba mate) is the source of this 426-nucleotide messenger RNA. Lineage: Eukaryota; Viridiplantae; Streptophyta; Magnoliopsida; Aquifoliales; Aquifoliaceae. The record is from the annotation of a GenBank genome assembly.